UAAAAAUAAUAAAAUAAUAAUAAUAAAUAAAGCUGGAAACGAAUCCAAACCUUAAUCAAGGUCACAAUGGAGCGAUUUGUAGUGACAGCGCCACCUGCUCGCAACCGGUCUAAGACUGCUUUGUAUGUGACUCCCCUGGACCGAGUCACUGAAUUUGGAGGUGAGUUGCAUGAAGAUGGAGGAAAACUCUUCUGCACUUGUUGCAACGUGGUUCUGAAUCAUGUUCGCAAGUCUGCCAUCAGUGACCACCUCAAGUCAAAGACUCAUACCAAGAGGAAGGCAGAAUUUGAAGAGCAGAAUGUGAGAAAAAAGCAGAGGCCCCUAACUGCAUCCCUGCAGUGCAACAGUACUGCACAAACAGAAAGUCAGUGUUACUUUGUGAAAAUGUGUCUGGAAGCCAACAUCCCACUUGAGAAGGCUGAUCGUCCAGCUGUCCGUGCUUUCCUGCCUCCACACGUGAAGAACGGAGGCUCCAGAUCCAAGUCAGACCAGCUCAGGAGAGCGUAUCUGCCUGAUGGGGUAUGAAAAUGAGAAUCAGCUCCUCAACUCACAAGAUUGUUGACAAGGAGGUCACCACCAUUGUGAUCAAG
This is a messenger RNA of Erinaceus europaeus (western European hedgehog), 590 nucleotides long. RefSeq names its product CGG triplet repeat-binding protein 1-like. The coding region runs from base 67 to 525 and encodes 152 amino acids. The record is from RefSeq and is a predicted model, not a curated record. The transcript has a single exon. NCBI's taxonomy places the organism in Eukaryota, Metazoa, Chordata, Mammalia, Eulipotyphla, Erinaceidae. Gene Ontology annotation, molecular function: double-stranded DNA binding. Gene Ontology annotation, cellular component: nucleus. Gene Ontology annotation, biological process: regulation of transcription by RNA polymerase II.